Molecule: messenger RNA, 5644 nt
Organism: Mesocricetus auratus (golden hamster)
Lineage: Eukaryota; Metazoa; Chordata; Mammalia; Rodentia; Cricetidae
Gene: Zbed4
Product: zinc finger BED-type containing 4
Exons: 4
Coding region: 844-4347 (1167 amino acids)
Molecular function (GO): DNA binding; protein dimerization activity
Source: RefSeq, a predicted model, not a curated record
CGCUUGCGUGGUUUGACGGAGGAGGCCAGCACCAGGGUCCAGGACGAGAGACUGCGCCGGCGUAACCUGACCUCCGGAGCGGGGACGAGGGGAAACUGCGCUUGCGUAUUCUCUGCGGCCCCGCCCCAUUUGCCUUGCUCAACUUGCUCAAGCCCAUCCAGCGGUCCGCUGGGCCCAGCCCAAGGCAGGGCAGGUCUCUGGUGGGCCGAGAGUUUGGAGAAAGAGAUCUGGGAAGUGGAGCUCUAGAAGCAUGGAGACAGUAAGUGGCCAUGGUCCCUGCCUCCGCCUCUUCACUUCAAGCCUUCAUUUUCUGUGUGCCUGGCUUCAGAUACUGUAGUUUUGAUUUCUGGUUGACCUGAUGAGAGGAUGGAGUAGGUGUCCUGGAGUGUACAAAUCUGAGCUUUCUUUUUGGAGACCUAGUACCUAACUGAGCCAGAGUUUCUUUUCUAAGGGACCCCCAAGUGGCUCUUCAACAGUACUCUGUCUUUGACUGCUAACAGAUUUGCAAAAGGAGUGUGUGUGUGCCUGCAAGAUGAUGGGGCUCCUGUCUUGGAGAAGAGAAAGAAGUCUGUGCUGCAUGUAUUGGUGCAUACACCAAGAAGUACUUGUUCAUAGCACUCCUGGAGAACAGCACUCAUGCCUUGUGACAGUGUGCUUUUGUGAGCUACAUACUCGGCUUUCCAGUGACGUUCACGGUUAGCCAUAUUAAACAUCCUAGAGAUGGGACUGUGAAAAAGUGAAUAAACUCUACUUUGGGGGUCACUAUAACCAGUGGGCAUUAUAACCAGUUUAUUUACCUAAAAUGUCAGAAUGAUGAAGCAGCCAGGAUAAUUAUGGUUGGUCAUGGAGGAUAAGCAGGAAACUUGUCCCAAGGGGGACAGUGAUUUUGUUUCUGACAAAGUAAAUUUCAAAGUAGAAGAGGAAGAUGAUGACCAAAUUCCUUGUCACAGUUUGGAAAGAGUGGACUUUAAAAGUGAGCCAGAGGAUAUGAGACAGACAGACAGUGGUGAUGAGCAGGCAGACCUCAGGGCAGCAAGCUGUGCCUGUCAGCCUCCUGGGAAAUUCUUACCCGCUGAGAGUGAGGAUGACUAUGGCACACUCUUCUCCCAGUAUAGCAGCACACUGUACAACGUAGCCAUGGAAGCCGUGACCCAGAGCCUUCUUUCUGGCCGACACAUAAACUCCAGGAAGAAGUCUCCAGCUUGGAAGCAUUUCUUUAUCUCUCCUCGAGAUAGCACUAAAGCAAUAUGCACAUACUGUAUGAAAGAGUUCAGUAGGGGCAAAAAUGAAAAAGACUUGAGUACCAGUUGCCUCAUGAGACAUGUGAGGCGGGCACAUCCCACCAAGCUCAUUCAAGAAAACGGAAGUCUGUCAGUAGGGUCCUCCUUUCCCUCUCCCUCUCUUCUGCUUCCACCACAGCCUGCAGAUGUGGGAGAUCUCAGCACUGUGCUCUCACCUGUCAGACUUGUCCAGAAAAUGGCUCCCAAGAUCCCAUCCCCUGACCAAAUAAUGGAAGAGUCUGUGACUGUGGUCUCUUCUGAAGAGGUGUCCUCUGAUGUGUCUCUCACUGAAAAGUAUAGCAGAGAAGAGGCCUUGGCAGGCUCAUCCCCCAACUUCUCCAUGCUCCACUAUGAUGACACUUCAGAAAGCAUGGCAGAGAGAAACCUGUGCCUUCCCAAAAGCACAUCUGGCUCCAGGAGGAGGUCUGCCGUCUGGAAGCACUUCUACCUGUCACCCCUUGAUAGCUCCAAGGCUGUGUGUGUCCACUGUAUGAAUGAGUUCAGCAGGGGCAAGAACGGGAAGGACCUGGGCACAAGCUGCCUCAUCAGGCACAUGUGGAGAGCACACCGGUCCAUUGUACUACAGGAGAAUGGGGGCAGCACAGGCAUCCCACCAUUGUACCCUAUGCCCCCAACCCUGCUGCCUGCCCUGCUGCCCCCAGAGGGAGAUCUCAACUCUGCAUCGUUGUCUCCAGGCAAACAAGUCAAAGAGUGCCCUUCUGCCUCCUCAUCCCCAGACAGGCUGCCUGAGGACCUGUCAUCACGCACAAAUCCUGGUGAUGUGUCCCGGGAAGAUGUGUCUAUGUUGUCAUCCUCUGAUGACUUGGGGGAAGCCUCUGUAGUGUCCUCUCCAGAGAAGCAGCCAGCAGAUACAGCAAGUCCAAGGUUUGAGUCAGGUACUGUCUUCCAGCAAAAUAAGAAGGUCAUGAGAAGGCUGAAGUCAGAAGUCUGGCAUCACUUUUCCCUGGCUCCCAUGGACAGUCUCAAAGCAGUGUGCCGGUACUGUAGCUGUGUUAUUAGUCGGGGGAAAAAGGGGGAUGUGGGCACCAGUUGUUUGAUGCGGCAUCUGUAUAGACGCCACCCUGAGGUUGUUGGGAACCAGAAGGACUUUCUGGGUGCAAGUUUGGCAAACUCUCCAUAUGCCACUUUAGCUUCUGCAGAAAGCUCCUCCAAAUUAACUGACUUGCCAGCAGUAGUCAGAAAAAACCAUCAAGGUGUGUUUCCUGGUAAUAGCAAGAAGACCUCAAAGCUGUGGAACCACUUUUCUAUUUGCUCUGCAGACUCAACAAAGGUGGUGUGCCUGCACUGUGGCCGGACCAUCAGUAGGGGCAAGAAGCCCACCAACCUGGGUACCAGCUGUCUCUUGAGACAUCUGCAGCGGUUCCAUGGCCAUGUACUCAAGAACGACGUCUCAGAGGCCACUGUGCCCCGAUCUUCAGGCAUCCGGAGGCCUCUGGGCAUGGAGCUUUCAGGGGCUUCCUCUUUCCGUGACUCAACUGAGAAAUUCUAUGACUCUCACCCAGUUGCCAAAAAAAUCACAAGUCUCAUAGCUGAAAUGAUUGCACUUGACCUUCAGCCAUACUCCCUUGUAGACAACAUUGGCUUUAACAGGCUGCUCGAAUACUUGAAACCUCAAUACUCUUUACCCUCCCCUUCCUACUUCUCUAGAACAGCUAUCCCAGGUAUGUAUGACAAUGUGAAGCAGAUAAUUAUGUCACAUCUGAAGGAAGCUGAGAGUGGUGUGGUCCACUUCACCUCCGGAAUAUGGAUGAGUAGCCAGACUCGUGAGUACCUGACCCUUACAGCUCACUGGGUCACCUUCGCAUCUGCUGUCCGACCACAUUGUGAGGACCACCAUUGCUCAGCACUUUUAGAUGUGUCACAGAUCGACUGUGACUAUAGUGGAAACAGCAUUCAGAAGCAGCUGGAGUGUUGGUGGGAAGCUUGGGUGACCUCCAUCGGCCUUCAGAUUGGCAUCACUGUCACUGACAAUCCAAGCAUAGGGAAGAUGCUGAGUGAGGGUGAACACUCAAGUGUGCAAUGCUUCAGCCACACAGUGAAUCUGAUUGUGAGUGAGGCUAUCAAGAGCCAGAGGAUGGUGCAGAACUUACUGAGCAUUGCCCGGAAGCUGUGUGAGCGGGUCCAUCGGUCGCCCCGGGCAAGAGAGAAGCUAGCAGAACUGCAGAAGGAGUAUGAGCUGCCGCAGCAUCAGUUGAUCCAGGAUGUGCCAUCCAAGUGGAGCACAUCAUUCCACAUGCUUGAACGGCUAAUUGAGCAGAAGAGGGCAGUUAACGAGGUGUCUAUUGAGUGUAACUUCAGAGAAUUGAUAAGCUGUGAUCAGUGGGAGGUCAUGCAGUCUGUGUGCCAUGUACUGCGACCAUUUGAUGCUGCAAGCCGAGAGAUGAGCGCCCACAUGUCUACUCUGAGCCAGGUCAUCCCCAUGAUACACAUCCUCAGCAGGAAAGUGGAGAUGCUCUUUGGGGAGACGAUGGGCAUUGACACCAUGCUUAAGUCCCUGAAGGAAGCCAUGGCGAGCCGCCUGUCUGCCACCCUCCACGACCCCAGGUACAUCUUUGCCACACUGCUGGACCCUCGCUACAAAGCUUCCCUGUUCACAGAGGAAGAGGCGGAGCAGUACAGACAAGACUUAAUCAGGGAGCUAGAAAUAUUGAAUUCUACCUCAGAGGACACGGCCACCUCCAAUGGCUGUGACUCAGGGUCCCCACUUAAAGACACUGGCGCAGGGGAGAGCCUGUGGUCACUGGUUGCACCAAUAAAGAGAGAGAAGCUACCCGAAGCCAUGGUGCUUGCAUAUUUGGAGGAAGAGGUGCUGGAACACAGCUGUGACCCACUUACCUACUGGAACCUGAAGCGAUCAUCCUGGCCUGGACUGUCUACCUUAGCAGUCCGAUUUCUGGGCUGCCCCCCAAGUACAGUUCCCUCAGAAAAGCUCUUCAGUACACCCAUGGAGGCUGGCAGCUUUGGGCAGCCCAGGCUUGCAAUGGAGCAUUUUGAAAAGCUCAUCUUUUUAAAAGUGAAUCUCCCCUUGAUAUGUUUUCAGUAUUGAACUCAUGAUGGAGCCACCAGGCUGGAAAUGCGAUUCAGAGUGCUAGUUGUGGUGCCAGGGCUUUUGCCUGGCAGGGCCAUGUAGGACACCAGACCAGGUAUCUGGGGCCACCUGCCAGCUCUCACCGUAAUAUCCACAUGUGCCUUACCCCUCCUUCAGGCCAGGUGUCGAGGUGCGUUUUCAGAACCCCACUAGAAACAGUCUUGGCAAUUAUGAAAUAGGAUGAUCAGGUUUAAUUCAUAACUAUAAAGGUUUUUUUGACUGUUUUUUAGGGCAUAGUAAUUUGUUUUACUAGAGUGGAGGGAAGAUGUAAACAAUUUUAUUAUGUAGGGUUUUUAUUCAGUUGUAUAAAAACCACAAAUCAGGUGCUGUAUUUUAAUUAAAUAUUAUUUUAAUUGCAACAAAACAGCUUUUGUGGCUGUCAGAUGAAACCUGUAAAUAGGAGGUGAAGGUUAAGCCAUCCUGACUGAACAGUUCUUAACCACAGGCUCCAAAGUAUGUCAAGGAGAGAAUAUUCUGGAAACUGUUUACUGUAACAGAAACCAGGCAUUUGAAAACAAUACUGAAUUUAGGCAUAUCAUGGAGUAUCAGUUACGUGGUUAUUUGGUCACGAGAACUUUCCCAUGUCAGGUGUUUGCAUUCAGGUUUUACACGGUCAUUUAACUCAGAGAUAACCCAUUUAUCAUGAAUUCCUUGAAAUUGGAUCCAAGUUUUAAAAUCAUGCUUAGGAUUUCACCAGUGCAUGAUAUGACACGUUUACAGCAGAUGGCCUGUUGAUCAAAUCUCCAUGCCUCUGAUUUAUUUUGCGUCUCUAUACAAUAAAGCUAUCUCAUAAGAAGUGUGCACUGACCCCCCCUCCCGUUUGAUCAGACUAUAGCUCAGAUUCUGCUUUGAGGAGAUAGCUUGUUAACAGGGAAAGCGCUUGUUUAUUGCAGUCGUCAGAAAAGCCUUAGGCAUUUAGAUUUUGUUCCUAUGAUAGGAAGAUUCAGCUAUCACUGGGGUGUUAUUAUAGAAUCCCCAGGAUAUCAAAAUGAAGUAUCAACUGUCAGAUUCUUUUACCAGACUCCAGAGUUUUUGCUUUAAUCUAAAGAAACAAAUUCAUUUUCUCAUUUCAAAUUAGUUAAAUAUUAUGGGUGAGACAAAUCACUCAUUUGCCUCUGACCUUUUGGAAAAAGCUGUUCUUUUGUUGAAAUACUGUACGUAGGCUCAGUCUAAAUUUGUGUGGACUAUGCUUUAGUGUAUUUAUAAAUGAUGAACUUGGAUUCUGAAAUUAAACUUUUUAUUUGCGAUUUUUCUA